UUUUGUGCGGAAAAGAAAAAGAAAAAGAAAGUGGAAAAAAAAAAAUACUCAGACAGACUACCUAACAGUUGAAUACUUAGUACAAAUUUGAACAUUUCCAACCCAAAUCCCUGUAAGCAUCACUCAAUUUUCUUAGAGUUAGUCCCUCGAAACAUGGUGGUUAGUUACACGACAAAUUUCUGAUACUAGUACUCUCCUCUUCUUUCUCUUUCUCUCUCCACUUUGUAAUUUUAUAUUAUGCGCUCCUCCUCUUUCCUUCUCUCUCUUAGCUUUGGGAACUGUGUUCACCAGAAGUAGACGAAGAAAAACAACCAAAGACAGAAGAAGAAAGCUCAUUCUACAACUUGUGGGUCAGCGGGCAUUGAAUUAGCAAAGAUUACAUAACCUCACUUUUGUUUCAAUUUUCUAGCUGGAAAGGAAGUUAAAAGAUGCAGACUCCUAAAACAAGAAUCAGCUCUUCAGCAGCUCCUCAAAAGAUCUCCCCUCGAGCUGUACGCCAACUCAAGACAACUGCUUUAGAGAUUGACCCUGCAUCUUCUUCAAAUCAAGCAAGCAGGACACCAAAAGACAGAAGCCCUAAAGCAAGUAGGACACCAAAAGAAAGAAGCCCUAAAGUCAUUGAGCGCAGGUCACCAAGAAGCCCGGUGUUUGAGCUCCAGAAGAAGCGCCCAAGCAGGAUUUCUGAGUUGGAAUCUCAGAUUUCUCAACUUCAGGAGGAUCUGAAGACGGGGAAGGACAAUCUAAGUUCAGCUGAGUCAUGGAAGAGGCAAGCCGAGCAGGAUGCAGGGGAGUCCAAAAUGCAGCUAUCAGCAAUGUCUUCGAAGCUCGAAGAGUCCCAGAAGCAGCUCUUGGAGCUGUCCACUUCUGAGGAGGCCCAUAUCAUUGAGCUCCAGAAGAUAUCUCAGGACCAGGAUCAAGCAUGGCAGUCAAAGCUCGAGGCCAUCCAGAAGCAGCACUCAGUCGACUCAGCUGCAUUGGCCUCUGCCAUGAAUGAGAUUCAGCAGCUGAGGAUCCAGCUUGACAUGGUAGCUGAAUCUGAGAGCGGACAGACAAAGGACCCAGAAUCAGCGCAUGCCGAGCUCCAGAGCUUGAAAGAAAACCUGGCAGAAACUCUUUCUCAAGUGGAAAGCAUGAAAAUUCAGCUGAAGGAUUGCAAAGAAUCAGAAGCUCAAGCCCAAGCACUUGUUGCUGAAACUUUGAUGCAACUAGAAACAGCCAAAAAGACUGUAGAGAGCCUCAGCUCAGAUGGUAUUAAAGGGCCGGAGGCUUACAAUGCCAUAGCUUCAGAGCUCGACCAAUCAAGGGCACAAGUAAACUCGCUGGAAGGACUUGUUAGCAAACUUAAGGCGGAUAUUGUUCAGUCUGGCAGCAAAUAUUCUCAAAAUUCGGCCAGUGAUCAUCAACUUGACUGGGAAACUGCAGAAAAUGAAAAGACUGAGAAAUCAAUCCAGCUCGAGGAAGAACUUAGCGCUUUGAAGGCUGAGGUAUGUCAGCUAAAAACUGCACUAGAGACUGCUGAGAGAAGAUUUCAUGAAGAACAAAUUCAAAGCAUAGUGCAGAUUGGGAGUGCAAAUGAAUUGGUGGAGCAGGUUAAGUCCUUGUCAAGUCUCAAAGAAGCUGAACUGGAGGCUGAACUAACUAAAACAAAAGCUGAUAUUGAGGAAAUGAAGGCAAACUUGAUGGACAAGGAAACUCAAUUACAGGGUAUUUUGGAGGAGAAUGACGAAAUAAAUAUGAAGCUGGAGAAGAGCUUAUCACGCCAGAGAGAACACGAACUGGAAAAGGAACUGAAAAAAUUAAAUGAACAUGUUGAAGAUCUGAAGGCGAAUUUGAUGGAUAAGGAAACAGAAUUGCAGAAUAUAUCUGAGGAAAAUGAGAUGCUGAAGUUUGAAGUCAAGAAAAGGGAAAUGAAAGGGGAAAAAGUGAACGAGGAGGUUGUUGCUGAAGUAGAGGCAAGAAGGGCUGCAGAACAGGAGGCUCUCGUGAAGCUCGGGCACGCUACAGAGGAAAUAAAUAAGAGUAAUAGAAGGGCAGCACAGGCAGCUGAGCAGUUGGAGGCAGCACAGGCAGCAAAUUCAGAAAUUGAGGCAGAAUUAAGAAGGGUAAAGGUGCAAUCCGACCAGUGGAGGAAGGCUGCAGAGGCAGCUGCAGCUAUGCUUUCAACAGCAAAUAACGGGAAAUUCAUUGAAAGAACAGGAUCAUUGGACAGUAACUAUGAUCCCAUAACUGGGAAGAUUAGCUCACCUUAUUCUGAAGACUUGGAGGAUGAUUUGCCAAAGAAGAGAAACGGUAACAUGCUGAAGAAGAUUGGGGUUUUGUGGAAAAAGCCGCAGAAAUAGAAGCACCAUGAGAGUUGCGAGACAGGUUGAAUAUUCUUUGCUACUGUUUUUAAAUUUAGUUUCAAUUCUGUAAUUACAACUAUGUGGUUGGUUUCUAAUUUAGGUACUCUUGGUGGUGUGACGAAAGUUGGGGCUUUCUUAGCGAAAAGAAAUUUGUGUUUUGGUUGCACUUCUGCUCUCAUGAGCAAUAUGUUAAUUUGUUAUUACAAAAGCCCAGUCCUUCUUCCUUCACCCAUAAACAUUAUAAUGUACUACGACAUUGUUAAUCUAUAAAAUGGUAAUUUUGAACUUUU
This is a messenger RNA of Cornus florida, 2632 nucleotides long. RefSeq names its product interactor of constitutive active ROPs 3. Lineage: Eukaryota; Viridiplantae; Streptophyta; Magnoliopsida; Cornales; Cornaceae. Bases 429 to 2339 code for a protein of 636 amino acids. The transcript is spliced from 4 exons. The record is from RefSeq and is a predicted model, not a curated record.